Molecule: messenger RNA, 1461 nt
Organism: Penicillium verhagenii
Lineage: Eukaryota; Fungi; Ascomycota; Eurotiomycetes; Eurotiales; Aspergillaceae
Product: Zn(II)2Cys6 transcription factor
Exons: 3
Coding region: 1-1461 (486 amino acids)
Biological process (GO): positive regulation of transcription by RNA polymerase II
Cellular component (GO): nucleus
Molecular function (GO): transcription cis-regulatory region binding; DNA-binding transcription factor activity, RNA polymerase II-specific; zinc ion binding
Source: RefSeq, a predicted model, not a curated record
AUGUCGACCCGCUCUUCUGAAGGGUGUUGGACCUGCAAGCGUCGCCGUAGAGGCUGCGAUAAGACCCACCCGACAUGUCAGAACUGUGCACGACGGGGGAUUGAGUGUGAAGGUUAUGAAAUUAGAUUGCGCUGGGGUAGCGGAAUCGCCUCUCGGGGCCAGUUCACGGGCGCAGAUAAGCCUUUGAAAGAGAGUGUCCCGUCGAGGCCCAAGGGUCGCCAAAGAGACCUGAACAGGGAAAGAAAGAAAUUAAAAGCGUCGUCACCUAAUGAUGCGGGACAAUUGACCAGUCCUGAGAAUUCACAGCCCAGUGUCGAUGAGUACCCAGAAGAUGAAUACGCCAUGGUUCCUAAUACCGGGGGGCCUGUUACUCUUCCACCAGAACGGUCUAAGCAGGACGAGGCCUUGUUUAAUGAAUUUAUGAACGGAGGGAUCAACGUACUCCAUUCCACUACUGCCCGAGAUGGGAUGCUGCAACCUCGACUACCCGAACUAUGUCAAGAGUCCAGUGCUUUGUACACAAUCUGUUUAGCCUUCCAACUUUCUCUGUCCUCCACCCAAUCACCUCAAUUCUUCGAAUAUUUUGAUACAGCAUUACGAGAAUUCCGAUCUGAACUGGCCCGAAGUACAAUUCUAUCCGAUGGGACAUUGACAGCUGGGCUACUUUUGUGUAGCAUUGGCCUGAUACAUGGUCUGCCCUGGAGCAUCCACCUAGAAGGCAUGCACAAUAUUCUACAAAGCCACGGCUUGGCCGAUAAGCAUCGCGCAGCUUCCCAGACUCCAUUCCGUAUCCAUUUGGUCGAGGUCAUGGGGGUAAUGGACCUGCCAUUCUUCUCGAUUGGUCGUCAGACCCCCGGCAUUGGAAUAUGGCGCCGCUACUGUCAGCCUGCUUCGCCUAGAGAGGGGAUCGAGCCUGUGACUGGCUUGCCACGAGCCUUGGUAGACCUGUUCGCCGGCAUCGGAAGCAAUACCACAGAACAGAGUUUCUGGGACUGGCCGGGUGAGCUCGGGAGCUUUUUACAGUGCUAUUUAUGGGAAGCCUAUCGCUUAGCUGGGAUCUUGACCCUUCGUCGCCACGCACGGCUGGAGGAACACCGGUCGCGAGAACCCCGGAAUUUCUCCGCUUGGCGCCAGCCCAGUGCUUGUCCGGCUAAUGCGAACAUUCUCGUAACUAGAAUUUUGGCGAAUAUUGAUGCCCUUCGUCUUGCGUGUGGAGAACGUCCGAUCGAGGAUACUUUUAUCCAUAAUGCAAUUUUAUUUCCUAUUGUUGUUGCUGGCUUGGAAGUUUCCGUUCUGUGUGAGAACCCGGAAUGGCAGAUUAAUAUUCAGAAAUGUAUGCGCGGCUCACGGCAACAUGAUCUUUUGUUGGAGUUACUACAUGAAAUGUGGCAGAAGAAUGAUCCAAUUCUUAGCGUUGAUGAUAUUGCGAGGGUGAAGGGAAUAGAAAUGGGAUUGUUAUGA